Molecule: messenger RNA, 2354 nt
Organism: Crotalus tigris (Tiger rattlesnake)
Lineage: Eukaryota; Metazoa; Chordata; Lepidosauria; Squamata; Viperidae
Gene: SOX5
Product: SRY-box transcription factor 5
Exons: 12
Biological process (GO): positive regulation of chondrocyte differentiation; regulation of transcription by RNA polymerase II; cell fate commitment
Cellular component (GO): nucleus
Molecular function (GO): RNA polymerase II cis-regulatory region sequence-specific DNA binding; DNA-binding transcription factor activity, RNA polymerase II-specific
Source: RefSeq, a predicted model, not a curated record
AAACCCCCAGUAUUGAAAAACUACUAUCAAAAGAUUGGAAAGACAAGCUCCUUGCCAUGGGAUCAGGGAACUUUGGAGAAAUAAAAGGGACUCCAGAGAGCCUAGCUGAGAAAGAGAGGCAGCUUAUGGGCAUGAUCAAUCAGCUGACCAGUUUGCGGGAGCAGCUGCUGGCGGCUCACGACGAGCAGAAGAAAUUGGCGGCCUCGCAGAUUGAGAAGCAGCGCCAGCAAAUGGAGCUAGCCAAGCAGCAGCAAGAACAGAUCGCAAGACAGCAGCAGCAACUUCUACAACAACAACACAAAAUCAACCUGCUUCAGCAACAGAUCCAGGUCCAAGGUCAGCUACCGCCACUAAUGAUCCCCGUAUUCCCUCCAGACCAGCGAACCCUAGCAGCAGCAGCCCAGCAAGGAUUCCUCCUCCCACCUGGUUUCAGCUACAAGACAGGCUGCAGUGACCCUUACCCUGUUCAGCUGAUUCCAACAACAAUGGCAGCUGCUGCCGCAGCAACCCCAGGCUUAGGCCCACUGCAACUGCAGCAAUUAUAUGCUGCGCAACUUGCAGCCAUGCAAGUAUCUCCUGGUGGAAAGAUAUCCGGCAUCUCCCAAAGCAACAUUGGUGCAGCAGUAUCGCCGACUAAUAUUCACACUGACAAGAUCGCAAUCAGCCCACCACCCAAAACCAAGGAUGAUGUGGCUCAGCCGUUGAAUCUCUCAGCCAAGCCCAAGACAAACGACAGCAAGUCUCCCUCGUCACCUACUUCUCCUCACCUGCCAUCGUUGAGAAUAAACAGUGGGUGCAGCUCGUUGAAAUCUUCGAUGCCAGCAACGUUAGCUAGUCCAUCAGCCAGAGUCAACACAAUAGAUAUCCUCUCCUCCAUCACAUCAUCAGGUUACUUAAAUGAUCACGAUGCUGUUACCAAGGCGAUUCAGGAGGCUCGGCAAAUGAAAGAACAGCUCCGGCGAGAACAACAGGUGCUGGAUGGAAAGGUUGCAGUUGCAAACAGUUUGGGUUUAAACAACUGCAGGACAGAUAAGGACAAAACGACACUGGAGAAUCUGACUCAACAGCUGGCAGUCAAACAGAACGAAGAUGGGAAAUUUAGCCACGCGAUGAUAGAUUUCAACAUGAGCGGAGACUCCGACGGAAGUGCGGGAGUCUCAGAAUCUCGUAUUUACCGAGAAUCCAGAGGGCGUGGGAGCAACGAGCCGCACAUCAAGCGCCCGAUGAACGCCUUCAUGGUGUGGGCAAAAGACGAACGGCGGAAGAUCCUCCAGGCUUUCCCUGAUAUGCACAACUCCAACAUCAGCAAAAUAUUGGGAUCUCGCUGGAAAGCUAUGACGAACCUUGAAAAACAGCCAUACUACGAGGAGCAGGCUCGCCUCAGCAAGCAGCACCUGGAGAAGUACCCAGACUACAAGUACAAACCCAGGCCAAAGCGGACGUGCUUAGUAGAUGGCAAGAAGUUACGGAUCGGCGAAUAUAAGGCAAUCAUGAGGAACCGACGUCAAGAGAUGAGGCAAUAUUUCAAUGUGGGACAGCAAACUCAGAUUCCUAUUGCAACAGCCGGUGUCGUCUACCCAGGAGCCAUCGCCAUGACAGGAAUGCCCUCCCCACAUCUUCCCUCCGAGCAUUCGAGUGUAUCUAGUAGCCCAGAGCCCGGGAUGCCCAUUAUCCAGAGCACUUACGGCAUCAAAAAUGAGGAGACUUCUCAUGUCAAAGAGGAGAUACAGAGCGAGGACCUCAACGGUGAAAUGUACGAAGAUGAGGAAGAGGAGGAAGAGGACCCUGAUGUAGACUACGGCAGUGAUAGCGAAAAUCACAUUGCGGGACAAGCCAACUGAUCACGGGUUCCCAUUCUUGGUUUUGACCUCGGAGGACUUUAAUGGAGAGCUCCGUCUGGUUUCUUACCCAUUGGCCAAGCACAUGAACUUUACCCUCACACACUGACUGUUACUUAAAACUUUUUAGUCUUAACUAGUUUGGGACAUCAGCUUAUCAGGAGAUAUCAGCCUGCAUUGAGAACUUUUGGAAAAAGCAAGAAAAGAAUUCUAAAGGAAAAAAAAAAGACAAAAAAAGACAAAAGGCUCAGAGGAAGAAACCCUUAUCAAGAAAGUCAAUAAUGACAGAGAUUUAAAACAAACAAACAAACAAAAAAAGAGGACAAAAUAAGCUAUGGGUAACAUAAUGCCAGUAAUUCAGCUGCUAUACCCAAGCACUGAAGUCUUACCCGUUCGACCUUUUAUUAUUAUUUUUUUUUUCAAAUAAACUUUAUGGCUAUUUGUUCUAUAAUGUUCUAGAAAAUUCUCACUCAGGUACACAGUGCCAACAAGUGGCUUGUGAAUGUGUUCUGUUGU